Messenger RNA from Falco peregrinus (peregrine falcon), 946 nucleotides. RefSeq names its product caudal type homeobox 4 (gene CDX4). Gene Ontology annotation, biological process: regulation of transcription by RNA polymerase II; animal organ morphogenesis; cell differentiation. Gene Ontology annotation, cellular component: nucleus. The transcript is spliced from 3 exons. Bases 74 to 856 code for a protein of 260 amino acids. Gene Ontology annotation, molecular function: RNA polymerase II transcription regulatory region sequence-specific DNA binding; DNA-binding transcription factor activity, RNA polymerase II-specific. The record is from RefSeq and is a predicted model, not a curated record. NCBI's taxonomy places the organism in Eukaryota, Metazoa, Chordata, Aves, Falconiformes, Falconidae.
UAUUUUUUAAGCAGCAAAAGAGAAUACUGAAGAACAAGAUGUUGUGACAACGUAUUUACAAUCAGUGACAAUCAUGCAUGUGAACUCUCUCUUGGAUAAAGAGAACAGCAUGUAUCCAGGAUCUGCAAGGGCUAAUAACAACCUGCCAGUGCAAAACUUUGUGUCUACUCCACCCUAUUCAGAUUACAUGGGAUAUCAUCAUGUGCCAACUCUGGACACCCAUGGACAGCCUGCGGGAGCCUGGGGAUCUCACUAUGGCCCACAGCGGGAGGACUGGAACGCUUACGGCCCAGGACCUUCCAGCACAGUUGCUGCUGCACAGAUCAAUGGCUCGUCUCCUGGACAGGUCUCCUACAGUUCUGCUGAUUAUAGCUCCCUCCAUCCCGCUGGAUCCGGGGGAUUACCUCCUGUAGAUACCAUUAAUGCACAGCAAAUCUCUCCCAACAGCCAAAGGCACAGCUCUUACGAAUGGAUGAGGAAAACAGUGCAAGCUAACACUACUGGUAAAACAAGAACAAAAGAAAAGUACCGAGUUGUUUACACAGAUCAUCAGAGACUAGAAUUAGAGAAGGAAUUUCACUGCAACAGAUACAUUACAAUAAGGAGAAAGUCAGAACUUGCAGCAAACCUGGGACUAUCUGAAAGACAGGUGAAAAUCUGGUUCCAGAAUCGCCGAGCAAAAGAAAGAAAAAUUAUCAAGAAGAAAAUAUCUCAGUUUGAUGGCAGUGGGGGCUCAGCUCAGAGUGACACUGGUUCACUGAGUCCAAAUGAAAUAUCCAGUUCUCUUUUCCAAUCACCACAUGGAAUAAAUGGAUUACAGCCUAAUGAUAUUCAUCAAGUCAUAGUUUCAGAAUGAAUGGGGGGCGGGGGAGCAAAAAGAAAAAGCAAGAAUGGAUUUCCCCUGCAACCGCCCCCUCCUCCCCCAAGAAAAUCUCAACUCUGCAAA